GUGGAUCUGGAUCUGCAAGUGGGCUCCACUGCUCAUUGCAGCGCCCCUUAAACGUGCGCACCCACUUCAUCUCUCCCUUUGUUACUGUCUUGUUGGUUGAGAGUGAGAAAGAGACGCCACUUAACCUGCGCACCCCUCUCACGGAAAGCGGGGGUUGGUAAGCGAAGACCAGGCAGACAUAAAAUCAACCGAGAGAGAGAGAGAGAGAGAGAGAGAGAGAGAGAGAAUGGCCCAAGCUAGUAUCGCCACGGGCUUGAAGGGCGCCCAUUUCCCGGCGCAUCGUAGCAAAACCCAGAAAUCCAGAGCUUUUUCCUCUCUGUGGUUGGGAUCGGAAGCUAAGGUGGGUGCUUUCGGGGGUUUGAGGUUCGAAAGGGCUGGCUCAGAACUCUCUGCUCCGAUCUCUGUCAGGGUUUCGGCUUCAAUAGCCACCAAGGAGAAGCCGUCGACUGUCCCUGAGAUUGUGCUGGAGCCGAUCAAGGAGAUCUCUGGAACUGUCAAGCUCCCCGGAUCUAAGUCGUUGUCGAAUCGCGUUCUCCUCCUUGCUGCCCUCUCCGAGGGAACCACUGUUGUAGAGAACUUGUUAAGCAGUGAUGACAUCCAUUAUAUGAUUGGUGCACUUAAAACCCUUGGACUAAAUGUGGAAGAAGAUAAUGCAACGAAAAGGGCAAUUGUAGAAGGUUGUGGUGGGCAGUUUCCAGUGGGGAAGGAUUCAAAGGAGGAAAUCCAACUAUUUCUAGGAAAUGCAGGGACUGCAAUGCGCCCUUUGACAGCCGCUGUUACUGCUGCUGGUGGCAAUGCAAGGUACAUACUUGAUGGGGUUCCACGGAUGAGAGAGAGGCCUAUUGCAGACUUGGUUGUGGGUUUGAAGCAACUUGGUGCUGAUGUUGAUUGUAUGUUGGGCACUAAUUGUCCUCCCGUUAGUGUAAAUGCAAAUGGCGGCCUUCCUGGGGGAAAGGUGAAGCUUUCUGGAUCUAUCAGUAGCCAGUACGUGACUGCAUUGCUCAUGGCCGCUCCUUUGGCUCUGGGAGAUGUGGAAAUCGAGAUAGUAGAUAAAUUAAUUUCUGUGCCUUAUGUUGAGAUGACACUGAAACUGAUGGAACGCUUUGGUGUCACUGCGGAGCACAGUGGUAGCUGGGACCGAUUCCUGGUCAAGGGUAGUCAAAAAUACAAGUCCCCUGGAAAUGCGUAUGUUGAAGGCGAUGCGUCGAGUGCGAGUUAUUUCCUAGCAGGCGCAGCAGUCACCGGUGGCACCGUCACAGUUGAAGGUUGCGGUACAAGCAGUUUGCAGGGGGAUGUGAAAUUUGCGGAAGUGCUUGAGAAAAUGGGCGCAAAGGUUAGCUGGACAGAGAACAGCGUCACGGUUACUGGCCCAUCAUUAGAUCCUUCUAGAAAGAAACGAUUGCAGGCCAUUGAUGUCAACAUGAACAAAAUGCCUGAUGUUGCCAUGACAUUGGCUGUUGUUGCACUUUUUGCAGAUGGUCCGACAGCCAUAAGAGAUGUGGCAUCCUGGAGAGUGAAGGAGACAGAACGAAUGAUUGCCAUUUGCACAGAACUUAGAAAGCUGGGAGCGACGGUAGAAGAAGGCCCGGAUUACUGUAUAAUCACACCACCAGAGAAGCUGAAUGUGACCGCAAUUGACACAUAUGAUGACCACAGGAUGGCCAUGGCAUUUUCUUUGGCUGCAUGUGCGGAUGUUCCUGUCACCAUUAAGGACCCGGGCUGCACCCGCAAGACUUUCCCUGACUACUUCGAAGUCCUCGAAAGGUUUACGAAGCAUUGAGUGCUGUGUAUGUUGUGAGAGUGGUAGGUUAUGAGUGGCGGACAACAAUCAAUCGUGGUUGUAUGAUAAUCAUAUGAGUUGUGGUGUGCAUUAAGAAGCCUGUUAUUGUUAUUGUUAUUAUUAUCUACAACGCUGUUCAAUUUUAUUCUAGUUGGCUGGCUUUUGUUACAACUCAGCACAUUGUCUGCUCCAUUGUUGAAACAUCCAAAUGAUCCGCUCCAUUGAGAGAGGACUGUCUGUGAGA
Messenger RNA from Magnolia sinica, 2024 nucleotides. Its product is annotated as 3-phosphoshikimate 1-carboxyvinyltransferase 2. The record is from RefSeq and is a predicted model, not a curated record. Gene Ontology annotation, molecular function: 3-phosphoshikimate 1-carboxyvinyltransferase activity. Gene Ontology annotation, biological process: aromatic amino acid biosynthetic process; chorismate biosynthetic process. NCBI's taxonomy places the organism in Eukaryota, Viridiplantae, Streptophyta, Magnoliopsida, Magnoliales, Magnoliaceae. Bases 227 to 1780 code for a protein of 517 amino acids. The transcript is spliced from 8 exons.